This is a messenger RNA of Aspergillus puulaauensis, 1713 nucleotides long. Its product is annotated as pseudouridine synthase PUS2. The transcript is spliced from 4 exons. NCBI's taxonomy places the organism in Eukaryota, Fungi, Ascomycota, Eurotiomycetes, Eurotiales, Aspergillaceae. Gene Ontology annotation, biological process: mRNA pseudouridine synthesis; tRNA pseudouridine synthesis. The coding region runs from base 1 to 1713 and encodes 570 amino acids. Gene Ontology annotation, cellular component: nucleus. The record is from RefSeq and is a predicted model, not a curated record. Gene Ontology annotation, molecular function: RNA binding; pseudouridine synthase activity.
AUGGACAAUAACGCAGGAAGAAGUGAGGGAUCCCAAGAUGCUGAUCGCAAGCCUAAAAGAAGGGAUAUGGGUAGAUCGGAGUGGAGUCGCUCAAUGCCAGAUAAGAGAGAGCGCAACGAGCGAGCUGAGCAAAUAAAACGAAGGAAGCUUGACAACGGAGAGGAGAUUGUUGCUCCUGUCUAUGCUACCGAAUUCUCCCAGGAGGACAUCGAAAGCGAGCAGCGACGCCCAAAGAAGAAGGUUGCCGUGUUGAUUGGGUACUCUGGUACAGGGUACAAGGGAAUGCAAUUGAGUACUACUGAGAAGACAAUUGAAGGAGAGUUAUUUACCGCGUUCGUCGCUGCUGGCACGAUUUCCAAAGCCAACGCUGCCGAUCCCAAGAAAUCGUCUUUCGUCCGCUGCGCGCGCACGGAUAAAGGUGUGCAUGCUGCGGGGAAUGUUGUCUCCUUGAAGAUGAUCGUGGAAGACCCCGACACUGUCCAAAAAAUCAAUGAGAAAUUGAGUUCUCAAAUUCGGGUUUGGGACAUUCUAGUCGCCAACAAGUCAUUCAGCAGCUAUCAGAUGUGCGAUUCGCGUGUGUACGAAUAUCUUAUCCCGUCACAUUGCUUUCUACCUCCGCAUCCCAGCACCUACCUGGGGCGAAGACUAGAAGAAUAUGCCGAGAAAGAAGGCGACUUGGAGGGAUACAAGGCGCGCCAGGAAGAGGUUGCGACAUACUGGGACGACGUCGAUAAAAAUGUCCUUCGGCCACUCCUUGAAAGCUUUCCUGAAAACAUCCGCAAGCCGGUCGAGAAAGCGCUGCACAUCGAGGACGAAGAGGAUGUCCAGGAAGCCGAGUCAGCAGAGGCUGAACAGGAAGCGCAAAACGCCCCGGCUACCGAAGCCCCGUCCACAGAGAAGUCAGCAGAGCCCUUGAGUCAGGAGGAAGUUGCAUUCAGGAAACAGAUCUAUGAGGCUGUCAAAACCGUCAAGUCCGCUUAUCUAAAGGCAAGACGAUCAUAUCGCAUCCCUUCUGCACGCCUCGAUCGAAUUCAACAAGCCCUUGAUAAGUACACUGGAACGCGGAAUUUCUACAACUAUACAAUCCGAAAGACAUUCAAAGACCCCUCCGCUAAGCGUCAUAUAAAAUCAUUUAAUCUCAACCGCGAACCUAUCAUUAUCAACGGUACUGAAUGGCUCAGUCUGAAGGUCCACGGCCAAAGUUUUAUGAUGCACCAGAUUCGCAAGAUGGUCGCCAUGGCCACAAUGGUUGUUCGGUGUGGCUGCGAUCCCGAGCGUAUCGUGGAAUCCUAUGGUUCUUCCAAGCUCGCGAUCCCUAAGGCGCCGGGACUUGGCUUACUUCUUGAGCGCCCUGUUUUCGAUGUCUACAACAAGAGGGCAGGUGAUCUCAAAAAGGAUCCUAUUGAUUUCAGCAAGUAUGAAAAAGAGAUGAAUGAGUUCAAGCAACGUGAAAUCUACGAUCGUAUUUUCAGAGAAGAAGAGCAGACCCAUGCCUUCGCCUCGUUCUUCAACCACAUCGACCACUAUGCUCAAGAGGAGUUCCUCUAUGUCACAUCAGGCGGUGUUUCUGCGGCCAAAAUUGCCCCUGCACCUCAGGAGCUUGAGGAUAAUAAAGAUGACGGAUCUAAGCCUAAGCGGAAGUCACAGCGAGACGCGCUGGCCGAGGUCGAAAUGGAGUCCGAAGAUGAGCGUGGUGGCGAGGAAGAAGGCUGA